UAAUUCCCCAAACUGUAUCCUUUCCUCAACCCCCUUCACCCCUCGAUUGCCUCCGAUCCGAUUUUUAUUGUUAAUCUCCUGAUUCUUUCCUUAAAGAAAAUCUCCUGACUCUUUUGUCAACCAGAGAUUCAGACCUAAUCCCCAAAUUCGAUGGUCGACGCCGCCGCCAACGCCCCCAAUCAAGGUCGGCUGGCCUCGAUUCUCCUUGCCCGGAAACCACGCUUCACCGACAGCACCAACGAUACCACGGCCACAGCCAAAUCCAAAGAUGGCUAUACCAUGGCGGUCUCCUUCUGGAUUGCCGACCCACCCCAAUUGUCACUCUUCUCCAUCCACUGCUCCAAGCCCCCUGGUUCGCGAUACAUGACGGACCCCGAUUUCUUAAUUUGGCCACAGUUGGUCGGCGCGGACGGCCCUUUCGUCCUGCUUCGCGUUGGAUUCUACGCCGGCGCCGGCAGCCGCGAAUAUUUUCUGUACAAGGCCGCCGGUGACGCCCCAGCGUCGCUCGAGCGGAUUCCUUCUCCCAAAGUGCCAGGUUCUGAUGAUGAUGAUCUGCGCGGGGUCAGGGAGUUUGGCAUCCUCGGCCACAUGGCCGGCGGCCACUAUCUCCUGGCCGCUCUCCGUGAUGCACCAUCGUCGGACGACUAUCAGCUUCGAAUCUAUUCGUCCGAGACAAAAUCAUGGAGCACUAGGGCACUGCAGAAUCCAUGUCCUGGGGUCGACAGGGUUGUACCCGACAAGGUGAUCACGCUUGGACAAGGUGGCUUGCUAGGGUGGGUUGAUUUGUCACAAGGCCUGCUGGCGUGCGACUUGCUUCGUCUUCAAGAUCCCGAUCCCACUGGUGGUGGUGGUGGUGGUGAUGGUGGUGUAAGCUUCUUCAUCCCGAUGCCUGAGCCGUUGCCUGGAAACAGGUACAAAGAAAAAUAUCCCAUUCCCCCCACCAAAAAGAUGAAGAAACACCCUUUAGCUGAGGAACCAUCUCGCUCAGCAAGCUGGUUUCGGGAUCUCACAUGUGUCAAUGGCGUGCUCAAGCUUAUUGAGAUGGAGAAUCCUAAUCCUCCUGAAAACAAGGAUAAUAUCAUCUCUGAUUCGGACUUGAUCACGAGGCUUAAGCGCAAAGCCGUGGAUAGGAAUGCCAACCAGCAGCUGUCUUCCUUUAGGGAUGCCUGGAGGGCUGUGACAUGGAGUCGGAAAGUUUCGCCAUCAUCUGCUAACUUUUGGCGCCAGACAUGCGUUGCUCAUGUUGCUGACAUAAAGGAGAGUGAACAGUUGUUCGCAUUCAUAAAGGAGACCCAACAGUUGGUGACGUUCCGUGACCUCUACUCAGUUUUCCCCAUCCUGAGCCUUGCUGAUGAUGGCCACGAUAUUCUUUAUCUCAAAUCUCUGAUGGAACCCAGUCAUCAGGAUGGAUGGGUGGCUGCUCUUGACAUAGGAAACAAGCAACUAAAAGCAAUUUCAAAGUUUUAUCUUCCGGAUUAUUGGUAUUACAACCAUAGGUUUGACCCUGAACAUCCUUUCCGUGCAUGUACAUUGUCCAGCCAUAUGGAUAUUACUCCAGGCAUUCAAGUCUCAGCCUUUCGCAAGAACAGAAAGGCUAGCAGCUCUGCAGACAAGCCAGUCGACACCAAAGUUAGUGGUUCGCAGGAACCGAUCUCACCAAGGAGCUUAUUCCAAAGGGUAUCUGCAUUGGCUGAGAAAAUGAAGCGUGAACGAAAUCCACCUGAGAGUGUUAUACAGAAUGAUCAUAUUUCUUCCCAGGUCCAUGCUGUUGUAAACAAUCUGCCACCGCAGAAAUGCUUCAACAAGCAAGAUGUACCCUGUGGCCCUGGGUAUGCAUCGUUGGGCCAUGUACAUGGUCGACACAACUACCAGCCACUGUGGCUACCACCACAACAGCAAUUAACGUCCAACAGUGCAUUUGGAACUCAUGAGGCACCCAUGGCAUGCUUCAACAAUUUCAAUGGAGGCAGCUACCUUGGGUAUGAGUCACAGCAACUUUCUGCUCCUAACUCAUUUGCCUAUGGCGCAUACACAUGCUAUGGCAACUACCAACAGCAGUGGCAACAGCCUACCCCUACCCUGGGGCUGCCUAUUGGUGCAUCUUGGCAGCAUCCACCUCCUCUGGUGCAGCGUCAGCCAACACCUCCUCUGAUGCAGCGUCAGCCAACACCUCGUGAGUGAUGAUAAUUUGACCAGAUCGAUGGCUUGGCUAAGCUCAGACGAGGGAGGCUAUGGUGCAAGCUUUCUGUGUGGUGGACUUGUUUCUACCUGAACACAGUCAUCUUCUCGCUUCAGAUAAUCAUGUCUUGUACGUGGACCAUUGUUUAUGCGUUUGUAUAUCUACAUAAUCCGUGAGUGUAAGGUGCCACUUCUAGUAUUUAAUCCUAUCGUGUGUAUGAAAGCUUUUGCAAACCCGGAUAUGUAUGAUAGACACAUAUGGUUCAUAUUUUUUUUUUGUC
Molecule: messenger RNA, 2459 nt
Organism: Lolium perenne
Lineage: Eukaryota; Viridiplantae; Streptophyta; Magnoliopsida; Poales; Poaceae
Source: RefSeq, a predicted model, not a curated record